Cannabis sativa is the source of this 564-nucleotide messenger RNA. RefSeq lists its product as uncharacterized. The coding region runs from base 1 to 564 and encodes 187 amino acids. The record is from RefSeq and is a predicted model, not a curated record. Lineage: Eukaryota; Viridiplantae; Streptophyta; Magnoliopsida; Rosales; Cannabaceae. The transcript is spliced from 3 exons.
AUGGAUUGGCUUGAAAUUAUCAAGUUCAUUCAUGAAGCAUUUUACCCAGUUUGGAUGUUGAAUCACGUGUUGGUUCCAAUGCCCAAUAGGAAAUUGAGAGUGUGCAUUGACUUCACUCACUUCAAUAAAGCCUGCCGAAAAAACAACUUUCCAUUAUCGGGCAUAGAUGAGUUAGUGGAUUCAACAGUGGGACAUGAGUUGCUUUGCUUUAUGGAUGCAUACACAGGAUACAUCCAAAUACCCAUAAAUCUCGCAGAUGAGGAGCACACCUCGUUCAUUAUUGAUCGAGCUCCUAUAGUUCCUUUUACUCUUCAUCACUCUCGUAGGCAUCAUGUUGAAAGAUCUCAAGAAAUAGAUAGUGGGAUUUUCUCAAAGUAUGGAAAAGACUUUGAGGAAAUGUUUGCUCCAGUUGCAAAAAUGACUAUUGUUCGUACUCUUAUAGCAGUAGCAACAGUUUGCCAGUGGACAAAAUCUCAGAUGGAUGUUAAGAAUGCCUUUCUAAAUGGUGAUUUACAUAAGGAGGUUUACAUCGUUCCUCCUCAUGGUGUUCCUCAUAAGCAAUGA